UUCACAAAAAACGGACAGCAAGCAAAGGGAAAGUUGGGGAUAUCGUAACGCCGCCCAAGGGUCCAGUUCGGUUCAUAAUUUCGUUCCUAACAACCCAGACCCUCAACAAAAGAAAUUCAACUUCCCUCAUCGGUUUCCGGCUUCCGCCAAUAGGCACUCACAGAUCAGAAAUCAGAUAUCUCAUUAUAAUAUUCCAUCAAUUAAAUAAUUGUACAGCACAGAGAAGGACUUUCCAGGUUCAGUUACAGCAGAGGGAAAAGAGGGAGGUAUCGAAGCUUCUUCAUCAUUGGGACAUCCAAGUUUGAUCUAGCUCUAUGAAUAUCUAAUUUCCUGAUAAGUCUCCCAAGAGGACUCAUCUCCCAGUCACUAAAUCUAUUAUCGCAAGGAAGUAUAGCCAGGAGAGGGUAUGGCCAUACUUUACGCGCUGGUGGCGAGGGGAUCGGUGGUUUUGGCGGAAUUCAGUGCCACGUCGACAAACGCCAGCGCCAUCGCCCGCCAGAUUUUGGAGAAGAUACCAGGAGACAACGAUUCGCAUGUCUCUUAUUCUCAGGAUCGCUAUGUUUUUCACGUCAAGCGCACCGAUGGUCUCACUGUCCUCUGUAUGGCCGACGAAACCGCCGGCAGAAGAAUUCCUUUUGCAUUUCUUGAGGACAUUCAUCAGAAAUUUGUGAGGACAUAUGGACGUGCAGUACAUUCAGCUCAUGCUUAUGGGAUGAAUGAGGAAUUCUCAAGAAUUUUAAGCCAGCAAAUGGAAUAUUACUCUAAUGAUCCUAAUGCUGAUAGGAUAAAUAGACUAAAAGGUGAAAUGAGCCAGGUAAGGAAUGUCAUGAUUGAAAAUAUUGACAAAGUUCUUGAUCGAGGUGAUCGAUUGGAAUUGCUGGUGGAUAAGACUGCUAAUAUGCAAGGAAACACCUUUCGCUUUAGGAAGCAAGCUCGCCGCUUUAGAAGCACAGUCUGGUGGAGAAAUGUUAAGCUUACGAUUGCACUUAUAAUUCUGCUGAUAGUGAUUGUUUAUGUUGUAUUGGCUUUCGUUUGCCAUGGGCUUGCACUACCUUCUUGCCUGAAGUGAAGGGAUUGUCUGAUGAGUUGAAGUGUGCUUCCUUGUCCUUUACAAAUCUGCUUGCAGAGGUUUCUUCCUUACCCUCCAUUGUUCUGCUGAUUUCUAUUGGUUCAGCUUGAAUUUCGGGUGGUUGCUAGUGUCUUCAUUUACUUAGAAGCAAAGUUUUUUGGGUUGUAGUUUUGGUGCAGAGGCUUGACUGGGCGUUUUACAUAUAUUGUAUCUUUAUCCUUAUAAAAUUUGGAUUAAACAGGACAUCGAUUCACAAGUCUUUGAGUUAUGGUACUGCAACUUCUUGUUGGUGUCAAGUAAUUUUCCUUCUACUAACAGGACGUGGAUAGUGUGUUUUCCAUUUUUUCUGUCAUACUACAUGCUGUUAUAUUCUAUUUGAGUUAUAUUUUUUUUCUGUUCCGUA
This is a messenger RNA of Prosopis cineraria, 1472 nucleotides long. RefSeq names its product vesicle-associated membrane protein 711. The transcript is spliced from 4 exons. Gene Ontology annotation, biological process: vesicle-mediated transport. Gene Ontology annotation, cellular component: membrane. NCBI's taxonomy places the organism in Eukaryota, Viridiplantae, Streptophyta, Magnoliopsida, Fabales, Fabaceae. The record is from RefSeq and is a predicted model, not a curated record. Bases 407 to 1069 code for a protein of 220 amino acids.